This is a messenger RNA of Bombus pascuorum, 2069 nucleotides long. It is a transcript of the gene spz5, whose product is annotated as protein spaetzle 5. NCBI's taxonomy places the organism in Eukaryota, Metazoa, Arthropoda, Insecta, Hymenoptera, Apidae. The record is from RefSeq and is a predicted model, not a curated record. Gene Ontology annotation, biological process: central nervous system formation; innate immune response; regulation of Toll signaling pathway. Gene Ontology annotation, cellular component: extracellular region. Gene Ontology annotation, molecular function: Toll binding; growth factor activity. The transcript has 7 exons. Bases 724 to 1731 code for a protein of 335 amino acids.
UCGCCGCGCGUAAAAUCGCUCAGGACAAACCCCGACGGAAUCUGGACCUAACGCCACGGAAUACAUAUAUACGAGUGACAGUGGCGGUGACUAAGGUAUCGACAGUCACACUCGUCCUCCACAGUUCGACCAUCGUCAUACAGUGGUGCUUGUAUCGCAGUUACACGCGACUUAAAUAGGAUACCAAAUUUUCGUAUACGGAACGAAGAAACAUUUCACUUGCUUCGAUAAGCCUUUAAUCGCGUUUCAGUGAUUCAUCUUCGUCCUGUAGCUCAGUUGAGUAAAUUUCAUGUUUAAGAAGUUGUUCUCGGAAGAUUAAUCACUCGCGCGGCGAGACGUAUUUUUUCGCGGCCAACGAUACUUGUCAACGCUCGCACCACGCAUGACUCGAUGAUUGCACAUCGGCGUUUCCGCGAUCCGUCUAACUUGCGAAGCGCAUCCGCGGUUACCGGCACGUGUUUCACUGAACGGAUAAUCGUUUAUCGUGUCGUAGUAAUCCCGUUCCGCGAGGCUCGCAUAAUGUCAUAAUUAUGUGAUUUGACUUCUGAUUGAAUAUCAGCCCUCGCGAAAGGACUCGCGGUGUGGUUCAGAUCGGUAAAAAGAAGAAAAAAGAGAAAAAAGAAAAAGAAAAGAAAGUGGUGAUACAAUUGUUCGAACGUGGUGAAGUGUUUUCGAAUUAAAUCUGUUACGGUGGCCAUCAUCGCUAUUCUAACACCUUCGAAAAUGAAAUUGAUCUUUUCAUUAUUAACAAUCGCAUCCUUGGUGAACGCUCAUGGCGAGCCUUGCCUCGAGUACGGAUGUCCAGGCCGACCACAAUACGAACCUUUUGUACCCGCACCUCCGGGGCACACACCAAAUUGCGCAAAGCCAGGACAAACGUUCUGUGAAAGUCUCGAUCAUUAUCCUCGACAGUUAAUUAAAUUUCUUGUGGACAAAUGCAGCUUCGACUUCAGUUCUGUAUUAAAGGACGAGUCCAAAGAGGACUUCAGUGAUUACAGGUCGGUACCGGAAUACUCCGUGGGAUAUGAUUAUCAGGCGCACGGGGAGGGUCAGUUUCACUCGUUACCAUUCUUACCGCCGCCGCAGUAUCCCGUUCGAGGGCAGCCGCCGCUCAUUUACGGGACCCCGACGAACGACACUCAGCAGAAUGGCUACAGGUACACGACACCGGCCCAAGGGAAUCCGUUUUUACGCGAGGAACCGGCGCCUGCCAAGUUUCAUCCUACAGAGCAAAGAGUCACGCCGGAUCGUUCUUUUUACGCUCAGCCACAGACUUUGAACUUUGGACAGGGUCAAGCGUGGUGGUCAAACAGAUACGCUAGAAGCAGUAAAAUUGCACCACGUACGUCCUACGAAAAUCCGUUAUUGAAAUAUAGUAAAUUGAGUAAGACGCGUAACAAGAGGCAGUCGAAUCUCGAUGCAAUUCCACUUUGCCCAACGGAGACACAAUAUAUCACUCCGAGAGCGGCUCUGAACAACCAAGGAAACUGGAUGUACGUGGUGAAUCUUCAAGAGAACGACCGGAAAUAUUCGCAGGUGGUGAAGAGUGAGAAAUGCACGAUGGAUGUUUGCAACGGUAUCUGUUCCGUUCCUGCGGGAUACACCAGUAGAUGUCAGCAACAGUAUGUCCAAAAGCGAUUAGUGGCAUUGGAAGGAAGCGGAAACCAGUUGUACACGGACGUUUUCUGGUUCCCCCAUGGCUGCGCCUGUGAAAUUAUAGCAAACUAUUGAAAACACGAAUGAAUCACGAAGUCUGAAGAAAUUUCACUUGUGGACAAACUGAAAUUGUAUAUCCUUGUCAGCAAAAAAUGUAGUAUUACGAAAGUCUUCGUGAUGAAUUUUUGAGACAAAUUAUUUUGUCAUACUUUGGUAUUGAAAAGCAAAAGAAUAUUAGACCGCCAUGAUAGCCAAUGGAUGAAAAAAUGAAGAAAGAACUUCUCGAAGUGCGUGAUUUAUGGAUUCGUACGUGUAUAAAUAAUUGAAUAAUCAAGGAUUUCGAAGGAGAAUUCUUAAAGGAGAUCGAAGGAGCUUCAGUUUACAUAAAAAGAAAAAUGAACUUAAAAUAUUAA